Messenger RNA from Sapajus apella (tufted capuchin), 797 nucleotides. RefSeq names its product testis expressed 37 (gene SPMIP9). NCBI's taxonomy places the organism in Eukaryota, Metazoa, Chordata, Mammalia, Primates, Cebidae. Bases 144 to 686 code for a protein of 180 amino acids. The record is from RefSeq and is a predicted model, not a curated record. Gene Ontology annotation, cellular component: cytoplasm. The transcript has 4 exons.
CAGCAGCAGGACUCUUCAUGUGGCAAGGGCACCUAGAGGUGGGAGGGCAGGAGCGCCAUCUUGCCCUGGCAGAAAAAGGGGUAGGCUCUGUCUGCAUAGCAGCUGGUCCCCAGUCCUAGGAAAGAAGCUGUCUGUCUUUUGCCAUGGCACGUGUGAUAUGCCCGGGACAGGACUCUGUGGAUUUAGACAUAUACCAAAGCUCCCACAUGGUCGACUAUCAGCCCUAUGGGAAGCACAAAUACUCCAGGGUCACGCCGCAAGAGCAGGCAAAGCUCGAUGCUCAACUCCGGGACAAAGAGUUUUAUAGGCCCAUCCCCAACCCCAACCCCAAGCUUACGGAUGGAUACCCUGCCUUCAAAAGACCCCACAUGACUGCCAGAGACCUAGGGCUCCCCGGCUUCUUCCCAUCACAGGACCAUGAGACCACAAAGGAGAACAAGUAUAAGUUCACCGGCACCUGCCAUUUUGCGUAUCCAGCUUCCCAUGAUCUGAACCUGGCUCAGAGUGACCCCAACCAGGUCUUCCGGAGUGCUGACUUUCCUUGCCUUCUGGAUCCCAAACACCAGCCUGCUGCAGAGAUGGGCAAAGGCUACCUGCUACUGCCAGCGUGUCCCUGUCCUCAUCACCAUAUAGGCAAGGUCCCCAUCUUGAACCGGUGGGGACCCUUGAUGCCAUUUUACCAGUAGGAAGGAUGAAAAUACCUUCCAAGGGCUCUUCCAAGGGCAUGUGGAAAUCCUAUGCCCUUGGAGUACAGAGAAGAGAACUGAAAAUAAAACUGGAAAGAUGUUCCGACUUCA